Coprinopsis cinerea okayama7#130 is the source of this 2063-nucleotide messenger RNA. Its product is annotated as calcium activated cation channel. The coding region runs from base 1 to 1920 and encodes 639 amino acids. The record is from RefSeq and is a predicted model, not a curated record. The transcript has 20 exons. NCBI's taxonomy places the organism in Eukaryota, Fungi, Basidiomycota, Agaricomycetes, Agaricales, Psathyrellaceae.
AUGCCGGGUUAUCUGAACUCCUCCGCCAGGAAUGGCGGCGACGCGGAGAGGGCUUCGCUCAUGUCUAACGUGGACGAGCCAAAGCCUUCGCCGCAAACUUUGACCAAGCUCGUGAGGCGACUAAGGGCCCUGACGCUCGCGUUGUUGCCCCUUGAGGUCGAACCCAGCGAGAUCAACGUCCCGACUAGUCGCGUAAUUACGCCUCAGGUCAUCGCUGCGUACAGAGCAGCUGCCGGAGACUUCCAGGAUGCGCUUCCCUAUUGCCUUCUCCGUGCCCGAGCAGAGUUUAUGUGGGAUGCCAACCACAAUUAUGCCGACUACGAUGAAAAUGUUGCGCGAGCUGUGGCGUGCGAGGUUCUUGCUCGUCGGAUCGUUCACAUUGUCGAACCAGACCGUUUGGGGCCCAUCAUGGCUAGACGCUACCAGCACGUUCAAAUUGACGGGGACAUUAGCGAAAUGUCCAGUACCUUGGAGCUUGCAAUUGACCAACAUUGUACCAUUUUCUUGUCUUCUACGGAGGCGCAAGAUGUUGUUAACGAUUUGUGGCGUGGCGAUUUGGUCCAGAAGAACAUGGCAAAUGGAGACGUCGAUUAUAUCCGGUACUCGGACAAUGUCGAACACAGUUUCUGGGGCCACCUCGACAUUUCUCGACUUUCCGUUCCCCGGUACCAGAACAUGUUCAGGAUCGUGAUUUGGCUCUUCUUCUUGGUGGUUUACUCUCAAGCAGUGCGCGAGCCUUUGGAGAAAGCUCAGGACCAACAUUGGGAUGGAUGGGAGGUCAUCCUCUACUUCAUGUCUCUCUCCUUUAUCAUCGAGGAUACGCACAAGUUCUUCAGCUUGUUGAAGUUUGUCACCUGGCGCGCCUUUACAUUCUGGAACUUCGUCUCGUUUGUCACAGACUCCUUGUUGACAGCGGCCUUCAUUUUCCGAGUAAUGAGUGUCUAUGGUGACGGUGACCACCAAACUCUCUUCAAACUGAGAAGUUUCCAAGUACUCAGCUUUGUUGCCCCCCUCAUUUGGAUGAAAUUGGUCACGGUCUUUGAUGGCUACAAGUACAUUGGCACAAUGCAGAUCUGUGUCGCGCGGAUGUUGAAAGAAUCUGGGAUUUUCUUUGCUUUGCUCUCUGUCCUCGCCCUCGGGUUCACUCAAGGCCUGUAUGCCUUGGAUGCUGCCGAUGGUGCUGCGGAAUCUGUAUCGGAGGUAUGGUUUGCCGAAAUCCUUAAUCGACCGCUUCUCAAUCCAACGACAAUUCAGGUUGUCAACCUUCUCGUCCAAGCUCUCCUCCAAGCACCGGAUUACCAGCGGUAUUCUGCGAGCCCAACAGGAUUGACACUCUAUUACCUAUGGAGCGCAGUGACUGCCAUUGUGCUGCUCAACGUCCUCAUUUCCUUGUUCUCUUCUGCCUACGCGGAUGUGGUUGAGGAUGCAGAAGCGCAAUACCUGGCCUUCUUUGCGAGCAAGACUAUUGGAAUGAUCCGGGCUCCCGACUCGUUCGUUUACCCAGCUCCUUUCAACAUCAUUGAAACUUUCUUCAUCGCACCUUUCGAGUUUUUCCCAAUCAUUCAUCUCAGCAAGAAGAACUACGCCAAGCUGAACCGAUACGUGAUGGGCAUGCUUUUCUUCAUCCCGCUGACUAUCAUUGCGGUAUACGAAUCCGCCCUCGACCCCACCAAGAACGGCUGGAUGAACAACUGGUUCCGCGGUAACGAUGAGGGUGCUGACGACAGCCCAGAGUACCGCAACCCCACUGUUGACGACCCCGCUUUGGAAGGGAAGCAGAUCAGCAGGGUGCCCUUUGAGGAAUUGGUCAAGGUGUUCCCUAACACCGCUCAGUCUUCCGAGGCCACUAUUUUGAAGGAAAUCGAUUCCCUCAAACAACAGAUUGAGGCACUGACCAAGUUGAUUCAAGAGAAGCAGUGAUGAUCGACUCGGAUUCUUGUUGUUAGUGAUCUUUUCGAGCGGAUAGGGCGGUUACGAGCAUUUGACGACUGGAUGAUCUCUUACGGAUUUUGGAUACACCUUAUGCUUUGGACAUGCCUGAUGUGAUUGCUAUGAUUGAUGUU